Molecule: messenger RNA, 1117 nt
Organism: Hyaena hyaena (striped hyena)
Lineage: Eukaryota; Metazoa; Chordata; Mammalia; Carnivora; Hyaenidae
Exons: 7
Coding region: 118-1062 (314 amino acids)
Source: RefSeq, a predicted model, not a curated record
GGCGGAUUGGCUAGGGUGGUCGGGGCGGUGGCUGCGGCACGCGGACGGAGGCUGCGUCGGCGCGGCAGCUGAGGGCAAGAGAGCAGGCCGCCCGGGCCAGCCCGCAGCCCCUCUCAGAUGGAGGUCCUGGACGAGUUCGACAGCGAGUUCCCCCAGAGCGUGACCUUCUGCCAGCUCAUCUCCGAAGAGGACUUCGAGAGGCAGGCGGCCACCUACACGGAGCGCGCCCUGCGCCGCCUCUUCCGUAGCAUCGACCGCAACCCCGCGCUGGCCGAGAGGGUGGUGCGCAAGGGCAAGCUGGCCGAGUACGAGGGGCGCGGGCUCCUCUCCUUCCUCUGGGCGAAGCUCUUCUGUGCAGUCCAGGGCGAGCUGAAUUGUUGUAACAGCAUGGGUGCCCUGGAGAUGCACCAGCGCCUGGAGCAGCUCAAGAGGAGCAUCCACCGCGUGCAUCUCUACUCCCAGGAUGCCAAGAAGAAGAGAAGAAAGCCAAAACCGAAGAAACCAGAACCCAUCCUCUUGCGAGACCGGUCCACCUCUCCAUGCCUGCCACCGACCGUGCUGCCACCUCCACCACUGCCAUCCACUGCUACUACCGUGGCCUCCAUGGUGGCCUCAGCACCCCCUGUCUACCCUAUGCCUAGGGUCUUUGGCCCCUUCCCUCCGCUGCCCAGCAAGUCGAUGGAGAAGGUGGACAUUACAAGGUCCGAAGUGAAAUUAAACUGGGCCGGCCUGUCAUCGAACCCAAAGAGGUGGAAGGAAUUUAAGCUUGGGGCAAAUGAAAACCACAUGGUUGAUCUGACCCCUUUGGUCCUCAACCCCGGAGGCUUUCAUUUCUCGUACCUGGCUGGAAACCGUGCACACCAGCUCCAUUGCUCUGGCUACCCCUGGACCUCGGCCUGUAGUGGCUCUCCCAACACCGAGAAGACACCAUCCCCUCCUGUGAAGGCUUCCAUCUUCGCCCCGCCUGUCUUGCUCAAGUUCCAGCCUGUGCCGAAACCCAAAGAUGACUCUGAGAACGACCCUAGCAGCACUGAGUCUGUGCCCCACAAGAGGAGUCCCUAGCCUCUUUCCUAUAGAUCAUGGCUAGAGCAAUGAAUAAAGUUCCCAUGGAGGUGCC